Molecule: messenger RNA, 1344 nt
Organism: Malus domestica (apple)
Lineage: Eukaryota; Viridiplantae; Streptophyta; Magnoliopsida; Rosales; Rosaceae
Product: F-box/kelch-repeat protein At3g23880-like
Molecular function (GO): protein binding
Source: RefSeq, a predicted model, not a curated record
AUGGAAACCUUAUUAGACCAUUCCAGCAUGCAUAAUAAACAAGAUGAUCACCGGCAGCUUCCUUAUGAGAUUGUGGAGGAAAUUCUGCUGCAACUGCCGAUGAAGUCCCUCCUUCGUUUCAGAAGCGUAUGCAAGCCAUGGCUUGCUCUCAUCUCCGACCCAAAAUUUGUCAAGUCACACCUCCUUAUCCGCUCUACCAAACCAGAUGUCGAUGACCAUGAUUGUGAUCAUGAUCAUGAUGCUCAUGGCAAAACUACAUCGUCAAGAGCACGACUCAUGCUCUCCACUUUGCCCCUCCUUCAGUCCGUCCACGUACAUAUUCUCAAUACCACUACUAUUGAUGCACCUGCAACGGCACCCUUGCCAUCCCCUGGCGACGGUGAAGCAGAACCUAUAGCAGAAGCAAAGGCAGAAACAGAAACAAAAGAAGAAGCAGCUGGCACAACUAGUGCUAAUACUACUACUAAGGUUGUGGAGGAGGAGCAUGAGUACCCUGUGACAAUGAGGCGGCCUGUCGAAGACAUGAAGAUUGUCGGCUCUUGUAACGGCCUUGUGUGUUUGGUGCUUGCCUCGGAAGAUAUGAUGAUUUAUAAUCCAUCCACCAGGCACGUUCAUGCAGCCCCAAAGUUGAUGACAAUCUCCGAUAAGGAUUACUUCUAUGGCUUCGGUUACGAUUUGUGCAAGGACGAUUAUAAAAUAGUAAGGGCCACUUCUUCAAGUAAGGCUGGCAUUUUCGCCACCCAACUUGACAUUUAUUCUUUGAAGAACAAUACUUGGAAAGCCAGAGCCGAAACCCUACCUUUUUACUUUCUGUUCAACGUGGUCGGAACUUUACUCAACGAGGCUCUCCACUGGGCAGUUCGCCGUGGAAAGACUACCGAUCAAGUUGCCGCAGACGGUGAUGAUGAGAGGCCUUUCUCUAUUGUUUCUUUCGAUAUAACGGAGGAGACGUACCGGCAAGUUCCCCUACCGGGCGACGGGGACAAAAAAUUCUCGUUCUAUGGUUUGGGGGUUUUAGGAGGGCGGAUGAGUAUGCUCCACAGCCCUCAUGGGUCUGAUUAUCAGGUGUGGUUAAUGAAUGAGUAUGGGGUCAAGGCAUCUUGGUCUAUUUUCACUACCAUUCCGCAGAAGAUGGAUUCUGAAUACCUAGGGCUGAUGUCACUUCUGAGUAUUUUGAGCAACGGUGAAAUUCUAAUCCUCUUGCAUCAAAGGAAACUAGUCAUUUACAAUCCGGCAGACAGAAAGUUUCGAACCGUAUUCUCCGGAGAUGUACACUCUUCUCAAGUGGCUUUGUACAUGGAGAGCCUUGUUUCACCCACCAUGAAAUACUCCAUGAUCAGCUAG